Molecule: messenger RNA, 1598 nt
Organism: Coregonus clupeaformis (lake whitefish)
Lineage: Eukaryota; Metazoa; Chordata; Actinopteri; Salmoniformes; Salmonidae
Gene: npffr1l2
Product: neuropeptide FF receptor 1 like 2
Exons: 4
Coding region: 105-1598 (497 amino acids)
Biological process (GO): G protein-coupled receptor signaling pathway
Cellular component (GO): membrane
Molecular function (GO): neuropeptide receptor activity; peptide binding
Source: RefSeq, a predicted model, not a curated record
UAUUUAUUGAAUUUUGACCAUUUUUAUCAGUCCAGUUAUUAUUUUAACCUCUUGAUGUGCACGGGGUGUGGUGUGUUGUCAGACCAACCCACCCUGAAGAAGUGAUGGCGGUGUGGAACAGCGGUGAAGAGGAGGGUCUGACUGAACUGGAGGGCUCCUCAGACACCAUGACAGCCCUGACCUCCUCCAAACACCACCUCCUCCACCACGGAGCUAUUAACGACUCCAACUACACCACAACCAACAACAUCACCUACUUCCCUUACUACCAACACUCCCUCCCUGUGGCUGCUAGCUUCAUCCUGGCCUACCUGUUCAUCUUCCUGCUGUGCAUGGUGGGUAAUGUACUGGUGUGUCUGAUCGUGCUGGGGAACCGCCGCAUGAGAACCGUCACCAACCUCUUCAUCCUCAACCUGGCGGUCAGCGAUCUGCUGGUGGGCAUCUUCUGCAUCCCCACAACGCUUGUGGACAACCUCAUCACAGGCUGGCCAUUUACCAACACUGUGUGUAAAAUGAGUGGUCUGGUGCAGGGGAUGUCUGUAGCUGCCUCAGUCUUCACCCUGGUGGCCAUCGCAGUCGACAGGUUCCGCUGCAUUGUGUACCCUUUUCAGCCCAAACUCACCCUAAUAGUUGCCAAGGCGACCAUAGCAAUGAUCUGGGUCCUGGCUGUGGUAAUCAUGUGUCCCUCAGCAGCUGCCCUGACCGUGGAGGAGGUGGCCGAUCACUACAUGGUGUAUAACCAGGACUACAACAUGACUUACCCCCUGUACUCCUGCUACGAGAACUUUGCCGACCCGAAGAUGCGGAAGGUCUACACCACAGUGCUGUUCACCCACAUCUACUUGGUGCCCCUGGCUCUCAUCACUGUCAUGUACGGACGCAUCGGGGUGAAGCUCUACACAUCCGUGGUGUCAAGAAGAGAGCCUCAGGAUGCAACACAUCCUCCUCCUCCAGCCAGGCUUGAGGGGGGCAGGCAGCUGAUCUCCCAGAAGAAGAUCAAGGUGAUCAAGAUGCUGAUUGUGGUGGCCCUGCUGUUCAUGCUGUCCUGGCUGCCCCUGUGGACCCUGAUGCUGCUAACGGACUACGCAGGGCUGGACGAGGAGCAGCUGGAGCUCCUGACCGGAUACAUCUUCCCCUUCGCCCACUGGCUGGCCUUCUCCAACUCCUCUGUCAACCCCAUCAUCUAUGGAUACUUCAAUGAGAACUUCAAGAGGGGCUUCCAGGCAGUCUACCAGACCAACUCCUGCUGCCGCCCAGGGAAUAGGAUUGAGGUAGCAGGGAGGGGAAACCGGGAAGGCAGAGCUGGGGGUAAUGGUGGAGAGGGGGGAGGCGGCCAGAGGGAGCCAACAAGUAACCCCAAUCCUCUCCCGUUUGGGGCUAGAAACAAAGUGUAUACCGACGAUAAUGUGACGCACUCUGUGCGCCUUGAGCUGGAGUUGAAGAAGAAUUCUAAGGUGGGAAGCAACACGGUCCAUGUUGAGGUCGGGGGGACUGGGGCGGGUGGAGGAAUAGGGAACGGCAAUGGAAUGAACAAAAAGGGUCUACAUGUUGAAGAGCAGACCAGCCCAAUGGGAGCGUGUCAGGCCUGGGAUCAUUAG